AUGGAGUGCGUUCCCUGGACAGAGCGGCUCGCAAAAGCUCAGGACAGCUACAAGGUCAGCCACUGGAAGCAGUACCCUCCUGGAACACAGUAUGUUUAUAGUUAUUUCGAAAGUCGCGGUUGUGAGAAUGAGGAAUGGAAGGAGGUCGUCUUUUUCGGCCUUCAGUAUUUCAUCAAGCGGUACUUGCUUGGCCAGGUCGUGACCAAGGAGAAGAUCGACGAGGCUGCAGAGCUCUACGAACAGCACUUUGGAGAUGACAAAUCUCUGUUCUACCGUGAGGGAUGGGAGUACAUCUUGAAGGAGCAUGGUGGAAGGCUGCCUGUUCACAUCAAGGCCGUUCCUGAAGGCAUGGUUAUCCCCACCAAGACUGCUUUGUUCACCCUUGUGAACACUGAUCCCAAAUGCUUCUGGCUUACGAACUUCCUCGAGACGUUGCUGGUGCAGGUUUGGUACCCAAUGACCGUCUGCACACAGAGCCGAUUUCAGAAGAUCUCAAUUGCCAAAUACUUGGAGGAGACGGGAAACACAGACUGGACGAUCCCUGGUGGCGUGUGCUUCAAGCUGCAUGACUUCGGCUUCCGCGGAGUUUCCUCCGUUGAGUCUGCGGCAAUUGGAGGAUGUGCGCACUUGGUGAACUUCCUUGGCACUGACACCGUUGCGGCCAUGAUCUGUGCCAGAGACUACUAUGGAGCGAAAAAGGCAGCCGGUGGGUCCAUUCCAGCUUCGGAACACUCCACAAUUACGUCGUGGGGCGUCGACGGUGAGGUCGAUGCCAUGAGGAACAUGCUGGAGCAAUAUCCGGAAGGGCUGGUGGCUUGCGUCUCGGACUCCUUCGACAUCUGGCGUGCCUGCAAAGACUACUGGGGUGACAAGCUCAAGGAUCUCAUCAAGGGUCGCAUCACAGACACCAAGUUUGGUCGUCUGGUCGUGCGUCCUGACAGUGGUGAUCCAGCGGAGACUUGCACAGCCAUCCUGAAGAUUCUUCUCGAGCAGUUCAAGGAAGAUGUGACGCUGACUCCGACAGGACACAAGCUGCUGCCUGCGUACAUCCGCGUCAUCCAGGGUGACGGCGUCGACUGGCAGUCCAUUCCCAAGAUCCUUGAGAAGCUCAAGAAGGAAGGGAUUGCUGCUGACAAUAUUGGCUUUGGAAGUGGCGGAGCUCUGCUGCAGAAGCUGAACCGAGACACCUUCAAGUGCGCUUUCAAGUGCGCAGAGAUCACCAUCAAUGGUGAAAGCCGUGAUGUGUUCAAGGACCCGAUCACCGACAAGGGUAAGGCCUCGAAGAAAGGUCGUUUAACCUUGCAGCUGGCUUCUGAGACCACGGGCUUCUCGGACGCUGACAAGUACCAGCCUCGCUCGGACAAGAACCCAGUCCCUGGCGGAACUGGCUUCUUGCAUUACAGUUCGGACAACAAGUACGUCACCGUCGCUAGCGGCAAGGGCGAUGCGUCGAAGGACAUCAUGGUUGAUGUCUUCAAGGAUGGCCAGCUGCUUGUGGACUACACCUUGGAGGAGAUUCGCGCCAAGGCUGACAUCAAGAAUGGCCCUUUCGGCGGAGGUCCAGCAUAG
This is a messenger RNA of Symbiodinium sp. CCMP2592, 1569 nucleotides long. The record is from the annotation of a GenBank genome assembly. Lineage: Eukaryota; Dinophyceae; Suessiales; Symbiodiniaceae.